This is a messenger RNA of Trichomycterus rosablanca, 3987 nucleotides long. RefSeq names its product rho GTPase-activating protein 7. NCBI's taxonomy places the organism in Eukaryota, Metazoa, Chordata, Actinopteri, Siluriformes, Trichomycteridae. Gene Ontology annotation, biological process: regulation of Rho protein signal transduction; actin cytoskeleton organization; signal transduction. Bases 1 to 3195 code for a protein of 1064 amino acids. The transcript is spliced from 14 exons. Gene Ontology annotation, molecular function: protein binding; GTPase activator activity; lipid binding. The record is from RefSeq and is a predicted model, not a curated record.
AUGGAUAUGGCACGUAUGGUGAAACCUCCACUGCGAAGGUCCUUCAGUGAGCAUGUGAAGGAUUCUACCAAUAAAGCUUGGGAUAUAUUUUGGAGAAGUGCCCGGGAGAAACGUCUGUCAGAGAUUGAAGCAAAGGAGGCCUGUGAUUGGCUCCGAGCAGCCGGCUUCCCCCAGUACGCACAGCUUUUCAAAGAUUGCCGAGUCCCUAUUGACACAGAGUGGGUGAGGAGCGAUCAUGAGUUCCUGGAUCCUGAUGCAUUAGAGUCUCUCUGCAGGAGAAUAGGCACCCUAAACAAAUGUUUGGAGAUGAAACUGGAUCUAAGCAAAUUUAAAAGACGGAUUCAAUAUGAUAAGGAUGAAGAGCCCAGCGCCAUCAGCCCUAAAUGGUCCUAUGACCGAAAGAAUAGACGUUGGAUCCGCACAGAUGGCAUGGACUUCCUGCCCUCAGUAGACAGCUCUAUAUCAAGUCUAAGAAGAUCAGAGAGCUUUGAGGCUUCUCUCUCGGACAGUGGUGAGCACCAUGAGGUUCUCUCCACACACAGUUCUAGCAGUGCCGACAGUGACACUGGGAGCCCCACUAUUAAGACCCCCGAAGAUCCAGAGACAAGUCAAAGCUCUUCUAGAUGCUCCUUAACUUAUAAACCCCUGUCUCCAGAGGGCUCCUGCAGUGGACCGCCAUCCCCAGAAGAGCCUCAUAACUUCAGUAGUGUAGAUCGAUUUCCUGAAAAGCCUCCUCUGAGGAUGGGUCAGAGCCUGCUCCGUAAGGUGGAAAAGCUUCGACUCCGGGGGUCAACAGCACGCCCUCAUAACAAAGGUAGGAAGACCCGGUUGAUCAUCGGCAGUCCUGUGUUGCAAGAAGAUGUGGAGGACAGGAAGGAACAGUUUCAUCAUCUUCACCUUUCAGGGCUUGAAGAUAAUACGUGUAGCCUUGGAUCAUAUUCGCCUUCUAGUUCCAGCAGCAGUCCAUCAGGGAACAGCAGCAGUGUGAGCACCCCAAGUCCAGUCACCAAGGUUCGCAGUAAUAGUAAAAGAAAGGAAAACCACACCCAGGCUGACCUAGAUGCCCACAUAAAGAAGCUAGACAUGAACAGCCAACACAAUCUAAAUGCUGGUGCCGUCUUCGAAAUUCCACAUGGUCACAAACCGGGAACGUUUCCUACAAUUCUGAGCCACAGUUCUGCCCUCACACUGAUCGAUAACACAGUCAACUGGAGGACUGGGAGCUUUCACGGAUACCAUGGCCGAAGGUGUCGAAGCAGCGGCUCUAAAGAUCAGGAACCGUCGUGCAGUCCCCUCGCGGCAUACGAACACCGGGUCAGCAUUUACGACAACGUCCCAGAUCAUUUGCAGAUCACAGACGACGAUGUCUUUUCAGCCUUGGAUAGCGUCAUGGAGCGUAUCAGCGGGCUGCAGGAAUUAGUCACUUCAUGGACAGAGAAACUAUCGGAAGAUGGCGAUUCAGAUUUUUCCCACCCCAGCUCUCCCUCACCCUCCUCUCUGAAUGACAUCCACCUCGAAAUCAAAGAGCCCAGUGAAGCGGAUCAGGCUUGCCCCGAGCAAAUUUAUGACAAGCGCUCAAAGGCAACGUCACACAGCCUUCAGUCCGCAGAGCAACCCUCAAGCGCUCAGAAGCUGUUCUGGUGCAGUGAACUGAUAAAAAGUAUUCCCCACACUGGCAUUACGGCACAGCUCGCACCGUGUGUCUCAAUGCUACAGAGACUGAGUCUGCUCAGACUUACUGCUUUGAUGGACAAGCACUCACCUUUCAGCAAGCAAGGCUGGAACUGGACAGUGCCAAAAGUCUACAGAAAGACAAAAGCAUCAGAACACAAGAGCAGGAAGGUGUUUGGUGUACCUUUGCUCCAGAGCGUCCAGCAGUCAGGAAAACCUCUGCCCCCAAGCAUCCUCCGAGCUAUGCAAUACCUUAAGAUUGAGGGCCUCGAUCAGGUUGGCCUCUUCCGAAAGUCUGGGGUGAAAUCUCGAAUUCAGUAUCUGAGGGACAUGGUGGAGGCUGACCCUGAUGGAUUUUCCUUUGAAGGCCAGUCUGCCUUUGAUGUAGCUGACAUGUUAAAGCAGUAUUUCAGAGAUCUACCCGAGCCCGUGUUCACUAGCAAGUUAUGCGAGAGUUUCCUGCACAUCUACCAGUACUUUCCGAAGGAUAAACAGUUUGAGGCAGUGCAAGCAGCCAUCUUCCUUCUGCCUGAUGAGAACCGAGAGGCUCUUCAAUGUCUCUUGUUCUUCCUCCGAGAAGUUGUAGCCUAUGUGGAUGACAACCAGAUGACCCCCACGAACAUUGCAGUGUGCCUGGCCCCCUCUAUAUUCCAUCUCAACAUCCUCAAUAGAGACACCAACAGCAGGUCAAAUCAGAGGAAGUACAGCUUGGGUAGGCCGGACCAGAGGGAUCUGAGUGAGAACCUGGCUGCCACUCAGGGGUUGGCGCACAUGGUGGCUGAGUGUACUCAUCUGUUUCAGAUACCACAUUACUGGGAGGUGCAGAAUUCUGCUAGCUUUCAAAAAUACCCCCUCAACAUGGACAGAGGGCUCUGUGCUCCCUUACACAGUUGCGAGAAUCAUCAAGCGGACCGUUCCCGCCUAGACCUUUCCAUUCAACAGUUCCUGAGGGAGGUGAGGGAGAAGACCAAAGACUGGGUAACCUGCUCCACCUCCGAUCAUGUGGACGUAGCAUUUAAAAAGGUUGACGAUGGCUACCCAUUGCCAUUGUGGAGGGCGACGGUGGAAGUGGAUGCCCCACAGAAAGAAGUCCUUCAGCAAGUCCUGAGAGAACAUGGAGAGUGGCAGAGCGACCUCCAGCACAGCGAGGUGGUGGAAACCUUGGACAAGGAUGCUGAGAUAUACCACUAUACCCUUUGGUCUGCUGGCACGAGGCCACCAUUGCAACAUCUGCUAUUGAGGACCUGGCAGUCGGACCCUUCAUCAGGGCCGUUGUUUGUAGCAUCCACUUCAGUAGAUCGCCCUGAUGUUCCAAGCAGCGGGAAUACAGCCCAAGUGCUCUGCUGCAUGUUUCUGGUGGAGCCGUCAGGGCCGAAACGGUCACGACUCACACACUUCUGCCGAAAAGACAGCGGGGGCCGAUCUCUGGAGUGGCACAGAAAAGUCACUGGGCACCUGCUUUCAUCCAGCCUGGUGGCAAUCAGAGACUCUUUAAGGGCCAAGACCAAAGACGCAAGGGUGUAAACGGCGUUCGGAGACUGGCUCUUUUAAUCCUGGCUAGUUUUGGAACCACCGAGGCUCAAGCUCAGCACAAAGUAAAAGUGGAGGAAUGGGACCGCUAAAGUUGUUUCGCAGGAAGUACACGACUGGGACAAUCCAGCCUGCAGAUGAGGAAAAGCAAUGCGACGACGCAACGUUGCAGGACGUGCGGUCUGCUCAGCUUUAUUAAGACUGACAAGGAAGAGUGUCAGUGUAAUGAAAUGUCUCUUCCCAUUUGAAGGGCCAUCUCACAGGCUAACACGUUGCAAACGUCGUGUCCCACCCCUGCGCCUCAUGUUUGUUUUAUAGUUUUUAUUUUUUUAAAGCAUUACAGCUGGGUGACGACGCUAAAACACUUCUUCUGAGGUGAACUAAUCUUAGACGUCGCUUCAAAGCGAAGAAGAGAUCCAGGGCAGACGCUUCACGCAGCAGGACCUCUUUUUGUACGUUAGCGACUGUGACACUGAUUCAUGUUGGCACGUGUUGUGUUGGCAACUGUAAAAUUCACAUAUUUAUUCCACGGUGUUUGAAAGCCUGUCUGAUCAAGCUAAGCACUUUCAUCCGAUGAUGUAUGAACGUCAUCUGGCAUAUUACGACGCUCGCUGUUCACGGAAUGCCUGUGGGGACUUCAGAUUCUCUCGCCAUGUGUAUUGGUACAUAUUUAAUGUAUGUCUGAUUUUAUUGUAUCCUACAUACGCGCUUCCUAAUCAAAUUUAAUAUAAUGACAUUCAAAUGUUACAGAAGAGAUUAUAUAGAAACAAUAAACGCUGAAACGUG